Oenanthe melanoleuca is the source of this 842-nucleotide messenger RNA. It is a transcript of the gene TXNL4B, whose product is annotated as thioredoxin like 4B. NCBI's taxonomy places the organism in Eukaryota, Metazoa, Chordata, Aves, Passeriformes, Muscicapidae. Gene Ontology annotation, biological process: mRNA splicing, via spliceosome. The transcript is spliced from 4 exons. Bases 195 to 644 code for a protein of 149 amino acids. The record is from RefSeq and is a predicted model, not a curated record. Gene Ontology annotation, cellular component: spliceosomal complex; U5 snRNP; U4/U6 x U5 tri-snRNP complex.
CGCCCGGCCGCGGUGCGCCCCUCGGCUGUCCCCGGUGCUCCGCGGCUGCACCGCCGGGUUCCGGGCUGUCUGCGCCCUCACGGCGGGAGCUGCGGCGGGCGGCGAUCCGAGCUCUCCGGUAUUCCGUCCCCGGGGAGCCGCCGGGCACCGAGCGGGCUGCGGGUAGGGAUUUUAGUGAAGACCGACUUGUCGCGAUGAGUUUUCUGCUGCCCAAACUGACCUGUAAGAGGGAAGUGGAUCAGGCAAUAAAAAGCGUCGCUGAGAAGGUUUUGGUUCUCCGUUUUGGAAGAGAUAAUGAUGCUGUCUGUCUGCAGCUCGAUGAUAUUCUUGCAAAAACAGCUCAUGACUUAAGUAAAAUGGCAGUCAUUUACCUGGUGGAUGUGAACAACGUCCCAGUGUACACCCAGUAUUUUGACAUCAGUUAUAUUCCAUCUACUGUAUUUUUCUUCAAUGGACAACACAUGAAGGUUGAUUAUGGGUCUCCAGAUCACACCAAGUUUGUAGGAAGCUUCAGAACAAAGCAGGACUUUAUAGAUCUGAUUGAAGUGAUUUACCGAGGAGCAAUGCGGGGAAAGCUCAUUGUGAGAAGCCCUAUUGAUCCCAAUAACAUUCCUAAAUACGACCUUCUCUACCAAGAAAUUUAAUGGCUUGACCUGAGAUAAGAAUUACACAAAUGGACGAUGCUGUAGAUCCCUUUUUCCUUUGAGCACUUUUGGCUUCCUCUGACAUUGUGGGACAGUUUGAGCAUUUAUCCCGAAGGAUCAUAUUGGUCUCCUUCUGAAAACAGAUAUUCUGUUACCUCAUGCUUCUGUAGUAAAUAAAGUACAUGUUCAUGCACAGAG